AUGUCAAUCUCAUCGCCGCUGGAGGAUGAGGACCUCCUCCGGGAGAUUUUCCUCCGGCUCCCUCCGCUGCCGUCAACCCUCUCCCGUGCCUCCCUCGUAUGCACGCGCUGGCGCCGCAUCCUCUCCGAUCCCCGCUUCCUCCGCCGUUUCAGCAGACACCACCCGGAACCUCCUCUCUUGGGCUUCUUCAAAGGGUCUCGUCUCAGAUAUUCCGCCUUCACUCCCAUCUUGGACCCGCCCGACCGCAUCCCCGCCGAAAGCUUCUUUGUUCGGUUUCUUCACAGCUUGAGGAGACAUCCUCCGUUGGGUUUCUCCAAAGGGUCUCUUGCCUUCACUUCCGUCUUCACUCCCGUCUUCGACCCGCCCAAUCGCAUCCCGGCCCAACGCUUGUUUGUGCCAGAGCACGGGGUGGAUUGGGAAUUACUUGGCUGCCGCCACGGCCUCGCCGUCAUGCUCAGUGAGUCUCUGUGCGAGGUCUUCGUGUGGGAUCCCCUCAACGGCCAGCAGCACCGCGUGCCUUUUCCACCAGAGCUCCAUGACGUCAAAAGGGAGAGUUUCUGUUUGUGCAGCGCCACGGUGAUGUGUGCUGACGAUCAAGAUGGGCAUGUGCACCAGGAUUGCUUCCUCAGCCCGGCCUUCAAAUUGGUCUUGAUCUGCACCAGUAGAGACUUGAAGACAUCAUUCUCUUGUGUCUAUGAAUCAGCGUCAGGUGUAUGGGGGAAUAUUGUCUCAACGUCGACUACAGAUAUGGUUCUGACACUAAGGCCCGGCAUCCUCAUCGGGAGAACAGUUUACUGGUUGUUUCAUGGACGCGAAAUCCUUGCAUUUGAUACUGAAAGGCAGACCCUUUGUGUCAUCGAGAUUCCGGCAGAGGCCCAACAUGUCAACAGCUGGUCCUUUCAGCUCCUACGGACAGAUGACGAUAGUGUUCUUGGCCUCGCCGUUAAGUCGGAACCGGGCAUUCAUAUGUGGGAGGGCAUUCAUAUAUGGGAGAGGAAACUGAACUCUGAUGGUCUUGCCGGAUGGGUGCUUAUGCAGAAAAUCAAUCAAUUGGAGGGGAUCUUUUCUUGCGCCUUCAGAAAUGCAGAGAUGGUGGGGUAUGACGAGGAGUUUAAUGUGAUGAUUCUGUCUACGUACAGUGGCGACUUCAUGCUCCACCUUAAGUCGAUGCAGAUCAGAUUAAUUUCUAAAACGGAUGGGUGGGCUCAUACGGUUUACUUUCCCUACAGAAUUUUCUACACUGCAGGCAGGGGAGUUGGGUGGAAAUGGGUGGAUCCAAAUCUCUGA
This is a messenger RNA of Triticum urartu, 1287 nucleotides long. RefSeq lists its product as uncharacterized. The record is from RefSeq and is a predicted model, not a curated record. NCBI's taxonomy places the organism in Eukaryota, Viridiplantae, Streptophyta, Magnoliopsida, Poales, Poaceae. Gene Ontology annotation, molecular function: protein binding.